This is a messenger RNA of Impatiens glandulifera, 827 nucleotides long. RefSeq names its product probably inactive leucine-rich repeat receptor-like protein kinase At5g48380. Gene Ontology annotation, molecular function: protein binding. Bases 1 to 756 code for a protein of 251 amino acids. The record is from RefSeq and is a predicted model, not a curated record. NCBI's taxonomy places the organism in Eukaryota, Viridiplantae, Streptophyta, Magnoliopsida, Ericales, Balsaminaceae. The transcript has a single exon.
AUGUAUCCUAUCCUUCCUUCCUUCCUACUUAACUCAAUUGCCCAUCCUCAUCUUUUCACAGCUAAAAGAUCUCCAUUUUCAUACAACAAUGAUACUAUUCAAGAACAGCAGGCUUGCACCUUCUUGCUUCUCAAUAACCAGCUUGGAUAUGGAACUCAGAGUGAUAUAGACUGUUUGAGAAGUAUAAAAGCUUCAUUGGAAGAUCCCUUAAGUAUCUUAGCCUCAUGGGAUUUCCAAAACAUGACUGAUGAAGGAUUCAUAUGCAAGUUUAUUGGGAUUGAUUGUUGGCAUGCAAACGAGAACAGGGUCUUAAACAUUCGCCUUUCCGAAAUGGAACUUAAGGGCGAGUUUCCUCGAGGUCUUGCAAAUUGCACAGCACUAACCGGCCUUGAUCUCUCGAGUAAUAAGAUUUAUGGUCAUAUCCCUUAUGAUAUUUCGACAAUACUUAGCUUUGUCACAAGCCUUGACCUCUCUUUCAACAAUUUCAGCGGUUCUAUUCCAGAGAGUCUUGGGAAUUGUUUAUUCCUCAACAAUCUAAACCUUAGUAACAACGGAUUGUCUGGACAAAUUCCUUCACAACUUGGCUCUUUGAGUAGAAUGAGAAAUUUUUGUUUGGCGAAUAAUUUCUUGAGUGGUCGUGUCCCAAAUAUAACAAGCGCAACCCGCAAGAGUUAUGAGAAUAAUAGUGGGCUUUGUGGUGUUCCUUUACAACGUUGUCGUCUGACUCCUUCGAAAAGUGUAAAAGUUGGAAUUUAGUUUAGUAUUAUUAGAAAAAAAACUUUUACUAUAUUGUAAGUGUUAUAUUUAAAUAAAUGUGAACAUUUUAA